CUUUAUAUUAUAUUGCACUCGUAUCCCUACUCCCAAUCACCUCUCCCCUCAUUUUCAUCGCUUUCAACUUUAUAUAUAUGUUCAUUGUGUUGAUCCAAAAAGCCAAAGGGAGUUCACAGAAAUUGUUAUACAGUUCUAGCUAAGGUUCAUUUGAAAGAUACAUACAUACAUAUAUAUAUAUAUAUGGGGAGGUCACCAUGUUGUGAGAAGGUAGGGUUGAAGAAAGGUCCAUGGACCCCAGAAGAAGAUCAAAAGCUCUUAGCUUACAUUGAACAACAUGGCCAUGGAAGCUGGCGUGCCUUGCCUUUAAAAGCUGGUCAUCAUUUCUCAAUAUCUUUAUACAUAUAUAUAUGUUUUUGCUUGCUAUAUAUUAAUUUGAUAUAUAUAUGUAUGUAUAUAGGGCUUCAAAGAUGUGGAAAGAGUUGCAGACUGAGAUGGAUUAACUACUUGAGACCUGAUAUCAAAAGAGGAAAGUUCAGUUUACAAGAAGAACAGACCAUUAUUCAACUCCAUGCCCUUCUUGGAAACAGGUGGUCUGCCAUAGCUACUCAUUUGCCGAAAAGAACAGACAAUGAGAUCAAGAACUACUGGAACACACAUCUAAAGAAAAGGCUAACCAAAAUGGGGAUCGAUCCUGUCACCCACAAGCCUAAAACCGAUGCACUCGGCUCCACCACUGGUAACCCUAAAGAUGCUGCUAACCUUAGUCACAUGGCUCAAUGGGAGAGUGCUCGUUUAGAAGCUGAAGCUAGACUGGUUCGUGAGUCCAAGCUAGUUCCUUCAAACCCUCCUCAAAGCAACCAUUUCACUGCCGUUGCGCCUUCGCCGACUCCGGCAACUAGACCGCAAUGCCUCGACGUACUCAAAGCAUGGCAAGGUGUCGUCUGCGGGUUAUUCACUUUCAACAUGGACAAUAACAACUUACAGUCCCCUACGUCAACGUUGAACUUCAUGGAGAACACCACAACAUUGCCCAUGUCAUCAUCAUCGUCUGUUAAUGGAAUGUUUAAUGAAAACUUUGGUUGGAACUCAUCGAUUAAUCCAUGUGAAAGUGGGGAUAUUUUGAAAGUUGAAUAUGGCAGUGAUCAAAUUCCAGAGUUAAAGGAAAGAUUGGAUCAUCCAAUGGAAUUGCAUGAAAUGGACUAUUCUUCAGAGGGUACAUGGUUUCAAGAGUUGUUUGGAUUUAAUGGUUUAUGAUUCUGCAGAAGGAUUCAUCAAAGGAAAGAAAAAGCUAUCUGGUUUCAUCUUUGAAGUUCACUUAAGUGUAGGAUUUUUAUUCACAAGUGCCUUCACAUAUUACCAUUAACUGUAAUAAUAAACCUUCAAAUUAAUAAAUUAAAAAAACUCACAAGGGUUUUUGGCCUA
Molecule: messenger RNA, 1365 nt
Organism: Gossypium arboreum
Lineage: Eukaryota; Viridiplantae; Streptophyta; Magnoliopsida; Malvales; Malvaceae
Product: transcription factor MYB106-like
Exons: 2
Coding region: 184-1197 (337 amino acids)
Source: RefSeq, a predicted model, not a curated record